AUUUAGUUGAGAAAAUAUUUAAAGUAUAUUUAAAAUAUUUAGUAUAUUAAGUUAUAUAAAUAUAAAUGCAAAAUAAUAAUCAUAUUGUGUAUUUUAAACAUAUUUAAAAAAUACAACAAUUAAAAAUUUUAAUUGCUUAUUUAAAAAAUAAAUCAAAAUGUCACUUGAUAUAAUAGAAAUGUUAAAAGAACCAAGAAUGAUAAAAGUAUGUGCACCAAUGGUUAGAUAUAGUAAAUUACAGUUCAGAACUUUAGUAAGACAAUAUGAUUGUGAUAUAUGUUUUACACCUAUGAUCUUAGCUGACUCAUUUAUACAAUCUGAAAAAGCCAGAAAUAAUGAAUUUUCAACUAAUAAUGCAGAUAAACCUUUAAUUGUUCAAUUUGCUGCUAAAAAUGUACAUGAUUUUCUUAAUGCUGCAGAAUUAGUUGCUCCAUAUUGUAAUGGAGUUGAUCUUAAUUGUGGUUGUCCUCAGCGUUGGGCAUUAAAAGAAGGAUAUGGAGCUGAUUUGCUUAAGAAACCAGAUUUUGUAAAAGACUUAAUAUAUCAAAUUCGUUCUUUGGCUCCCAGUAAAAGAGGUAAACGUCCAUUAUUAUCUGAUAUAUCUAACAAUUUGACAUUGUCUCCAAUUGUAUCAUCAGUUCAUCAAGUAAAAAAAAUUUGCUGCAAUGUCAAAAAUGUAGAAAUACCAGAAUAUAAAGCAGUUAUUCUUUCAGCUAAUGAUAUACAAGCUACUCAAGAAGUAAUUUCUGAACAUGAACAACGAAUGAAAAAAAUUCUUAAUAAACCAUUUAAAAUACCAAUUCCUGGUUAUCAAUUAUCAGGUCGUGCAUUAGGAAUACGUUUAUCUGGUCCUCGUAGACCUUUACAUGAUCCUGAUGAAGCUAAUGCACUUAUUGUUUAUUCACCUUCUGAAUUAUCUGAACAUGAAAAAUUAAAAAUUGACCUAUCUAAACAACUUGUACAUGUAGUAGUAGAUCCUCUAUUAUGUAAUAUUUUAAGACCUCAUCAGCGAGAAGGUGUAAAAUUUAUGUAUGAAUGUGUAACAGGAAAACGGAUUGAAGGUGCUUAUGGAUGUAUUAUGGCAGAUGAAAUGGGUCUUGGAAAAACUUUACAAUGUAUAACAUUGUUGUGGACUUUAUUAAAACAAGGACCUGAAGCUAAACCACUUAUAGACAAAGCUAUUAUUGUUGCUCCAAGUUCAUUAGUUAAAAAUUGGUAUAAUGAAAUCUUUAAAUGGUUGAAAAAUAGAAUUCAGCCACUAGCUAUUGAUGGUGGAAACAAAGCAGAUAUCGAUACAAAACUUAUUGGAUUUAUGAAAACUUAUGGUCGCAAAUGUGUAAAUCCUAUACUAAUAAUUAGUUAUGAAACUUUUCGUUUACAUGCACAUAUUCUUCAUCAAGAUGAAGUAGGACUCAUAUUAUGUGAUGAAGGUCAUCGUCUAAAAAAUUCUGAAAAUCAAACAUAUCAAGCACUUAUUAAUUUAAAGGCUAAAAGAAGAGUAUUACUCAGUGGAACACCUAUUCAGAAUGAUCUCUUAGAAUAUUUUUCUCUUGUGCAUUUUGUUAAUCAAGGAUUAUUAGGAACAGCACAAGAAUUUCGAAAAAAAUUUGAAAUACCAAUUUUACGUGGUCAAGAUGCUGCUGCAACAGAUGCAGAACGCAAGCUCGCUCAAGAACGUUUAAAAGAAUUAAUAACUAUUGUGAAUAAGUGUCUCAUUAGACGUACUAGUGCAUUACUUUCAAAAUAUUUACCUUUAAAGUAUGAAUUAGUGGUGUGUAUAAAAAUGGGAAAAAUACAAACUGAUCUUUAUAAAAAUUUUAUACAAAGUGAUAGUAUUAAAAAAUCAAUGGAAGAAAAUCCUGAGAAUUGUAAAAAAGGAAAAAGAGAAAGUCUUUCUGCACUUUCGGCAAUUACACUUUUGAAAAAAUUGUGUAAUCAUCCUGAUUUAGUAUAUGAAAAAAUAUUAGAAAAAUCUGAUGGAUUUGAAAAUACUGCAAAAUUAAUGCCAUCAAAUUAUAACACAAAAGAAAUUCUACCAGAAUUAUCUGGAAAAUUAAUGGUAUUAGAUUGUCUUUUGGCAUCUAUUAAAACAACAACAAAUGAUAAAAUUGUAUUGGUAUCUAAUUAUACACAAACUCUUGAUCUGUUUGAAAAACUAUGUUAUAAACGUUGUUAUAAUUAUGUUCGAUUAGAUGGCACUAUGACUAUUAAAAAAAGAUCAAAAGUGGUAGAAAGAUUUAAUGAUUCAAAUAGCAAUGAUUUUAUUUUCAUGCUCAGUUCUAAAGCUGGAGGUUGUGGAUUAAAUCUUAUAGGUGCAAAUCGUCUUGUCAUGUUCGAUCCUGAUUGGAAUCCUGCAAAUGAUGAUCAAGCUAUGGCCAGAGUUUGGAGAGAUGGUCAGAAAAAACCCUGUUUUGUAUAUCGAUUUCUUUGUACUGGAACUAUCGAAGAAAAAAUUUUUCAAAGACAAGCACAUAAAAAAGCAUUAAGUUCAACAGUUGUAGAUCAAGAAGAAGAUGUUGCAAGACAUUUUACCUUAAAUGAUUUACGAGAUUUAUUUAAAUUAGAGGAAAAUACUAUAUCAGAUACUCAUGAUAAAUUUAAAUGUAAAAGAUGUAUUAAUGGUAUAGAAGUGAAAGGACCACCAGAACAAUCAGAUUGUAAUUCAGAUUUGUCAGAUUGGAGACACGUUCAUAAUCCACGAAAUUUGCCAGAUAUACCAUUACGGCAAUGCUGGUUAAGCGGAAUUUCAUUUGUUUUCUAUCAUCGAUCGCACGAACAAAUUAAAUAAAAUUAUAAUUUUUAUGAAUAUUUGCAUAUAAUAUAAUUAAGAUAAUAACAUUUUUUAUACUGCUACUUUUUAUAAAAGUUAUAUUCAUUUAAGUUUGUAUACAUUCAUUAACAAAAUAUAUAUAUAUAUGUUUAAUGAUAAAAAUUAAUGUUUAUAUUAAAAUUAUGUACAAAUAAAUAUAAUAUUAUAAAUAUUGUAUGAAAUAGAAAAAAAAUAAUUUAAUAAUAUAAAAUUCGCAUAAUUGAUAAAUAUAUAAAAUAAAUAUAUUUAUGGAAGUUCAUUAUGUUAAAAUUUAUAAAUAUAUAUAAUAUUAUAUAAUUUUUAUUUAUUUAUUUAUAACAUUUCAGUUAUUAAUAUAAUAGUCAAAUAUGAUUUUAUUUUUAUUUUUUUCAAUUCAAUUGAUAUAUAAUAUUUAAUAUUUAGUUCUAAGAGCUAUUUUAUUUAUAGUUUACAACAUUUAAUUAUUCAGAUUAAUUAUUUAAAUUGUAUAUAAAAUUAUGAUCAGUAAAUAUAUGAUAAGAAGUCUGUAAAUAACCAUUGUAAGUAAUCAUUGUCAAUUGAAAAUAUAAUCUUUUUAAAUAAUUAUAUUUUCAAUAUAUUUUUGUUUUAAAAUGAAAAAAAUUUAUAAAAUGUUUAUAAUGUAUAAUCUAUAAUAAUUAAAUAUGAAAAAGAUAAAUUAAAACAUAAUGUUUUUAAUAUGGGUAAUAUAUCUAUAAGUUUGCUUUCAGAUAAGUUGUGCGUAGAAAAUCAAGGGUCAACGAAGACUUUAGGAAUUUGCUCCACAUAACACAAGCAAUAAAGAAAAGUGGGGAAGCAAAAGGAAAUUAGAGUGGGGGAACACAAAUAAUGGAAGAGAGAGCACGUGAUCAUUGAAUACGGUUUGUGAUUGGUGAAAAGGAAUCAGCGCUGCUUUCCCUCCCAGCUCGGUACCGUUCGCUCGCCCUUCUUCCAAGGUUUCGUGCAGCUGCCCGCUCAGAAUAGUUCCAGAUGUGGCCAUGUUUAGUUUGAUCUUUGAAGUUUUCGCUCAUCGUCUCAUAACUGAUACAUUUUUAUACGAUCUGCUGACAUAGUAAUACGCUCUGUCCGACCAUCGUACUUUUCGCCUGCCUGCGACUAGUCUCGUUCAUAACACAUGUUCUUCUUUUGCUGAGAUAAAUAUCUAACGCGGAAGUACACGAAAGACGUAAACGCUGUCAUCCAUCCAGGAGAGACACGAAUCGCGUCGAGUCCGUGCAUUUAAUUUUUUUUAAAAAUUCUAUCGUCAAUAACAGACGCGCGUCUGAUUAACUCGCAGUUGUUUUUAUCGGCAAAAAGCGAGAUCAAUUCGUCGCUCCCUUUCUCUCUCUCUCUCUCUCCCAAUAAAUAUUUAAUCAAAAAGAGCACUAUUAUCAGAUUACGGGACGGGAAUCGUCAAAGUGGAAGCUACGCCUUUAUAUAUUCUACGAAAUUUUGAGUCGUAUUUUGGGGAAAACACUUUUUCCUUUUCAUCUGAUUACGGAUUAAAAAUACGCACUCGUACUUCCUUCUGAGCGCUGUUCUUAUUUUAGCACUUUUUUUUUGUUACAUUACGAUCAUUUGGGAAAAAGAAUUUAAGACGCCUACAAGCUUAUCAUUGGUCAGCCAUAUGCCACGUCAAGCCAAAAUGACGUUGCAGUGGUAAGAUCGCGCCAUUUAACGAAAUUUAUAGCCAAGGAAAGAAAAGCCACAGUGAAAUCCAUUCUUCACCGAAUCUAAAGUGCAAUAGUAUCCCGGAUAAAGCAGAGAAUAAAAGAAAUUUUAUUUACAAAAUAGCCUGUUGUGUUCAGGCGAGAAGAAUAUUCGAGAGAAAAGGACAGACGUAACAAAGGCCGAUAAAGACGGAAAACGUUAAUAAAAACUGAUACAUUUGGUUGUACGCGCACGCGCGCAAGAGAGAAAGAGAAACGGAGAGACAUACGAAAUAUAUUCUCUAGGGCUAAUUAGUGUCCAAUAACGAGUAUUUCAAAAUUUCAAAUGCUAGAAUUCAGGCACGCGAUUAUUUUGCAAGCAAAGAGCCAUCGAGUGUGGUCGCGUCAAUCGAUCGAAUGAUCAUCGUCGGGCCACAGUGCUAUAUCAUACGGUACAAAACACGAUCGAUCGGGACAAAACAAUGGCAUUAGAGAGUGUUUCCGCGGCUGAGACUCUAAUCCAAAGGUUUGCCUCCACAUUUUUUAUUCACCAACAAAACAGUCGAAAUUUUAUGACUGUCGUACCACUCACGUUACACGUUGAUCCCCUCUCCGGAAGCUCCGUGCUGUCCCCCGCUUUCGUUUGGUAUAUACCAUUGGCAUAUACCACUGUGAGAAAAAAUAAACUCAUUACUCUGUUCAGAUA
Molecule: messenger RNA, 5140 nt
Organism: Apis cerana (Asiatic honeybee)
Lineage: Eukaryota; Metazoa; Arthropoda; Insecta; Hymenoptera; Apidae
Gene: okr
Product: DNA repair and recombination protein RAD54-like okr
Biological process (GO): tRNA processing; reciprocal meiotic recombination; double-strand break repair via synthesis-dependent strand annealing
Cellular component (GO): nucleus
Molecular function (GO): flavin adenine dinucleotide binding; tRNA dihydrouridine synthase activity; ATP binding
Source: RefSeq, a predicted model, not a curated record